Messenger RNA from Mauremys mutica (yellowpond turtle), 940 nucleotides. RefSeq names its product fibroblast growth factor 16 (gene FGF16). NCBI's taxonomy places the organism in Eukaryota, Metazoa, Chordata, Testudines, Geoemydidae. Gene Ontology annotation, biological process: positive regulation of cell population proliferation; animal organ morphogenesis; positive regulation of endothelial cell chemotaxis to fibroblast growth factor. The record is from RefSeq and is a predicted model, not a curated record. The transcript is spliced from 3 exons. Gene Ontology annotation, cellular component: cytoplasm. The coding region runs from base 102 to 725 and encodes 207 amino acids. Gene Ontology annotation, molecular function: fibroblast growth factor receptor binding; growth factor activity.
ACACACACACACACACACAUUUUUAAAAAGAGACCAGCAAUUUUGUUAUUGUUUGUACAGACAUUCACUAUUCUUACUCUCACACACACACUGCUAUUGCGAUGGCUGAGGUAGGGGGCUUUCUUGGAUCUCUGGAUUUGGAUUUGCAUGGAUUUUCCUCCUCUCUUGGGAAUGUUGCUUUAGCUGAUUCUCCUGGUUUUUUGAAUGAGAGAUUGGGACAGAUUGAAGGAAGGCUCCAGAGGGGAUCUCCCACUGACUUUGCCCACCUUAAAGGUAUCCUCAGGCGGAGGCAGCUCUACUGCAGGACGGGCUUCCAUCUGGAAAUCUUCCCUAAUGGCACGGUGCAUGGCACCAGGCAGGAUCACAGCAGAUUCGGGAUUUUGGAGUUCAUUAGCCUGGCGGUGGGGCUGGUUAGUAUCCGUGGGGUGGAUUCAGGACUCUACCUCGGAAUGAAUGAGAGAGGCGAGCUGUAUGGGUCGAAGAAGCUCACGAGGGAGUGCGUUUUCCGAGAGCAGUUUGAAGAAAACUGGUACAACACCUAUGCCUCGACCCUCUACAAACAUUCCGACUCGGAGCGACAGUAUUAUGUGGCUUUGAACAAGGACGGCUCACCUCGUGAAGGAUACAGGACUAAGAGACACCAGAAGUUCACUCAUUUUUUACCCCGACCUGUGGACCCUGCUAAAAUACCUGCAAUAUACAGAGAUCUUUUCCACUAUAGGUGAUAUUUCCUGCAGCUGUCCAAUCAAUGUACAUACUUGGGUUCCCAAGCUUUUUCCUGGAGCAUUAUAUUAAUAGUCAUUCCAUCAUUCCUAUAAACUUAGAUAACAUAGAAAAGCACUUACCUUGAAUUCAACACUGCCAUUCCUCAUUGUUUAAAGUGUAUAUCAAAGCUGGGUUAUUUGUGGGGGUGGGGGAUAGGGGAUGGGGAGGGAGCCCU